AUGCCCUGGUCCCCGCUCCCACGUAUCGCAUUCGCUGUCGCCAUCUACCCCUUCAGCGCCUCGUCACCGGCCGAUCUUCCCCUCGAACUUGGCGACGAACUCUACAUCAUCGAGCAAGGCGGCCGAAAUGGCGAUUGGUUCCGCGGCUACUUGGUUGCGCCUCCGAGCUUGCUGGCCGGCCUGACGAGCACCAAGGGACAGACGCUCGAGGCCCGCGUUUUCUCCGGCAUCUUUCCUCGGAGCUGCGUCGAAGUGAGGGAGGUCCUCGGCGAAGAGGAGGACACGGAGGACGAGGGGGAGAGCCUCAAUGCGGUGCUAUUGACAAAUGGGCAGAAGCAGAGGACCAGCGGGAGUGGCCGAGGCAGCGUGUGUGAGGGUUCGUUAGGGAGUCCGCGGUCGAGGAAGAGCAAGUCAGGGAGUGAUAUUAGAAGCAGCGCCAGGAUGAGCAAAACGGAAAAGUCUAGCAAGAAGAGACGAACCACGAAUGGAGAACCCCCCGCCCUGGCUCUGGUCAAGAAACGAGACCCCAAUGCCCCCAAACCGCCGGCACCCGUACCGAUGCUUAAGAUAGGAGAUGAGACCCCGACGUCUGCAUCGGAGCCGCUGGUCGACGAAAUUGCCUCCUGUCUGCGGGAAUGGCAUUCUACGAAUCUGCAUGAGCUCCUGUUGUCGAGACAAUACCCCCUCUUGGAGAAAAUGACGAGUUUGGUACAAACGUUGGAUUUGUCGCGCAGGCAGUUUCUGCAUAAUGUCUUGACGACGAACGAAUUGAUGGGACUGCGAGAAAGGACCGUUUGGGAUCUGGUGAACGGAAAUAAGGUGUUCAAUGGCGAGGUCAUCGUACGGGAUCCUGCAGAAAGGGGGAGAGUGUUGACUGGUGAGGAUUCCGCAGUGGAGAUCACAAAGCUACAAUCGAUUAUGAGUUUGCUGGAGGAACGGCCUUCACCCCCUGCGCAUGAGAAACUUACUCUCCAUCACCUUCUCAUCGAUGUGAAAGCAUUUGUUGGGGCUUCCACGGAAUCUACCACGCUUGUCUUCGCCCUUGCUUCGAAAUCUCCAGGACAAACAGCCGUCAUUCUCUCAGAGAGCUAUAUCGUCGAGGUGCCACCAAGUGGAACAUUGGCAAGCCUAGCGGAGGCUGGACAAAUGCGAACGUUAUUCACGGAUCUGGCCUCAGCAGAUAUUGGAGAUAUGCCUUCUGCGGAUAGUGAGCUAUACUUGGUGGUGAAGGUGCGGUCUACGGAUCAAGUAUCGGCGGGGAAUCCGGGCUCGCGAGGGGGCUCAAGGGAGGGAACAGCAACGUCGUGGAAUGCAGAAAAGCCACAGUCAAGCAGUGGAACCAAAGUUGGGAGAAGAAGUCUGAUGUGGGGCCAGAAAGCGCAAAGAUCAGCAUUCUCACGGAAUGCGCCCAUUUCCUCGAAACUCAAUUCUCUAGCGGAGCAGGGAGAGCACCGAGGGUACAGUCAGGAUGGGCAUCCCCCGAGAACGUCGGAGUCUAGAGGACCUGCAACGCAUGACCCUAAAUCUGCCGCUGUUAGUAGGAUUGUCACGAGGACUGUCGGGAUCGGAGCAUUAAAAGUAAAUUCGGUGAUGAAACAGGAUGAGGAGGUUGAGCAGGUUAUGUCUAUCUGGGCGCCAUCAAUGGCGUUCAGGGAGGAGAAGCCCGAUAUGGGUGAGGGCUGGGAAGAAGUCAUUCGCGAGCUCAUGGACAGCAAAACAGGUGUUUAUGAGAAAUCGCGCAGAGCCGAACGACUGCAGGUACAUUUGAAAGCGUUUGAUAGCCCUGAUGCCGACGCGUUGAUCAAAGCUACCCCAACAUUGCUCUCGGGUAUCAUGAAAACAAGCAAAAUGGGGUUUUCUGGCGCCCCCACGAAACCCAGGUCUGAUAUCUAUGUCACGGUCGAUGGAGCUUUCCUCCCUCGCCAUGCGUUGCUGUCUCGUUCAGUUGGUAGCGCCCACCCUUUACCAUCCAAUAUCGGUGGUUCAAAUCUGCAGAUAAAGUUCGAGGUUCACCUUGCCUCUGGUGAGCGAAUCCAGGCGUGCAUUUUUCCAUCUUCGAACUCAGACGGUGAGAGCUCUUGGGAAUCCACCGCUGCGGAACGUGGAGAUUCGUGGAGUCAAACCCUUCGUCUAGCUAUCCCUGCCAACGACGUCCCUAGAGCACAUCUUGUAAUGUUACUGUCCGAUGUUCCCAACCAACCGUUCGCAAUUUGUUAUUUACCGCUGUGGGACCAACAGGCGUUCAUCCGGGAUGGCCAUCACUCGCUAUUGCUAUACAGAUAUGAUGAGUCUACAAUAACACAGCGAAGUCCUGGGAGAGCAGGAUACUUAAAUCUAGCUUGGAAUGCAAGGGGUAAAGACGAUGUCAGCAAAGACGAGGCCGUCACUGGACCCAUCUCUACGCUUAGGCUACAGACAUAUCUUUGCAGUACCUCCUUCUCCCAAGAUAAAGUCCUUUUAGGACUGUUGAAAUGGAAGGACCAACCACCGGGAGAGAUCCGGGAACUGCUAAAGCGGUUGGUUUUCGUCCCUGAGAUCGAGAUCGUCAAGCUUUUGAACGACGUGUUUGAUGCCCUCUUCGGGAUACUGGUCGAGCAGAGCGGCAAUGACGAGUACGAGGACCUCAUUUUUAGUGCCCUGGUAACUGUUCUGGGUAUCAUCCACGAUCGCAGAUUCAACCUAGGUCCUUUGGUGGAUCAAUAUGCAGAGAACAAAUUCAACUAUCCUUUUGCGACUCCAUGUUUGGUCAGGUCGUUCACGCGACUCCUAGCCAAUCCUUCUGAUCCCGAGACAUCGCGGAAGCUGCGAGCUACUUUCAAAGUGGUUCGUCAUAUCCUCAAAUUCAUCACCCAUGCCCGGGACCAACAAAAGGUGAAAGAAGCCGGAAUUGGGAUAACCAGCUCAUCUACUGGGUUUACGCGACACUUGCAGUCCAUCUUCAAGGCGUUGGAUGGCCUUAUGAGAAACCCGGCUCCUAUUCUUGUCGGAAGUCAGACUUUGGCUGUCCAGCACUUCCAUACCUGGUUGCCGGAACUUGCUGGUUUACUGGAUAAGGAGGAAAUACUCCAUAUCGCGAUCGACUUUAUGGAUGCCUGUGCCCUGGUUAAAGGCAAGCUCAUUCUGUAUAAACUUAUCCUCAUUAUCAACUAUUCCAAGUUGGACCUCUUUUCGCAGCCGGAACAGAGAGCUGCACUGAGUGCCAACACGGCUAGAUGGAUAGCACCACAUUGGGGGAAGGGUGCGGAAGUCACCGAACAGUGGAGAGACCAAGUUCGGCUGUGUUGUUCUAUCCUGUCAACCCAAGUCGAAGGACUAGGGCCAGAAAUUCCGGACUACCUACCCAAACUCAUCCAUUCUUACCUUGUGUUACAAGCAGCCCCGAAGACUGAGAAAACACGUCUCUCGCUUCUAUUUCCCACCACCUAUCCAUUUCCCAGCAAACCCAUUGCUGAACCUGCUCAUUUUGACGAAGCUCUUAUCGAGUUAUCCGCUGUCCUCUCCGCAAUUUCUACGCUACCUGCUGGCAUGCAGCUUGAACUCGCGGAUGAGGAUUUGGCUACCCUUCUAGAGGAUACAUUACAUGUCCAUCUCAGCAUUCUGCAUUGUGAGGCAUUUCCUGCAGAUUGGUUAAGUGUGCACAUCUACCACCACAAGUCGACGAUGAAGACGCUGGAAUAUAUUGCGAGUAUUUUGCUAGAGUCUUUCCUCCCAGAUCCAGAUGAUGCCGAAGGCUACAAUACCGAGCUAUGGAAAAGCUUCUUCACUACUCUGCUCAAGCUAGUUGGUAGUGAUGCGUUGGCGCUGGAGACAUUUCCCGAGCAGAAACGUCGAGCUGUAUGGAAGAUCGCGGGCGACAUCCGAGAACAGGGCGCAGACUUGCUAAGACAAACCUGGGAGACCAUCGGUUGGGACACGGGUCCAGACGAGCAACUAAAAUAUAACCUGUCGAAAAUGGGUGGUUAUCAAGUCCAAUACGUACCUGGGCUGGUCGGACCUAUUGUCGAGCUCUGUCUCAGCGUCCACGAAGGUCUCAGACGAGUUGCCGUUGAGGUCCUGCAAACGAUGAUAGUGAGCGAGUGGACGUUGAGCGAAGAUCUCUCAGUUAUUCAGACCGAGAUGAUUGAUUGCCUUGAUCGUCUGUUCAAAUGGAAACCAAUGACGGAGAGCAUCCUUCAGAAACUAUUCAUCAAUGAGCUCCUUGUGCUAUUUGAUCCUCUCGCUGCAUCAGGCGAUGAUCCUCUGUACCCUGCAUUGCAAGAGCUCAUUGCCACUAUUGGCGAGUUCUUAGAUCUACUGGUCGCGGUCCACAGUGCGGAUGUCACUGGCGAGGCUUCGCAUAUGAUCCAUCGAUUACGAUUGAUGGAGUUCCUGAGGGACAUGCAAAAGGAGGAAAUAUUUAUCACAUACGUCCAUCAGCUCGCGCAACUCCAAGCAGAUGCCAGAAAUCCUACCGAGGCUGGACUUGCGUUACGCCUUCAUGCCGACCUUUAUGAAUGGGACCCCACGAAGAUCGUACCUCCAUUAGCAGACCCAGAAUUCCCAGCCCAAUCUCAAUUUGAUCGCAAGGAACGGAUCUACUUCGACAUGAUCAAGUAUUUCGAGGAAGGCGAAUCCUGGAGUUGUGCCCUGGAUACGUACCAUGAGCUCCAGGUUCAAUACAUGGAAAAUGUUUACGACUUUUCCAAGCUAGCCCGGACUCAAAGAGCCAUUGCCAAUAUUUACGAGACAGUCGCAAAGAGCGAUAAACUUGUGCCCAAGUAUUUCCGUGUUACGUACCGAGGCAUGGGAUUCCUACCAAGUCUUCGCGACAAGGAGUUUGUUUUCGAAGGUUCGCCGACUGAAAAGACGUCAGCCUUCACAGAUCGCAUGCAAGAACAGCAUCCUACUGCACAGAUCGUCACUAGCGGAGAUAUUGAGGAUGUUGAAGGACAAUUCCUCCAGAUUUCUUCACUCACCCCCUAUCGUGACAUGGACCACCACGUCUUCCAACGGGCCCGAGUUCCUCAAGUCAUUCGGGACUACUUGCUCUCUGCUCAUCCACAAGUCUUUUCUGUGACCUCGAAACGAAACACUUCGGGUCCUGUUACUGAGCACUCCGCUGAGAAGAUUAUUUACACCACCGCCGAAGCUUUCCCUGCCAUCCUCCGCUGCAGCGAAAUUGUCGCCAUUGACCGACUGAAGCUCAGUCCCUUAGAAACAGCACUAGAACGCGUGAUCCGAAAAACUCAAGAGAUGUGUGUAGUUGAGAAACGUCUUGCCGAUGGGGAGGAAGACAUGGCUCCUCUCCUCAUCGACGCUUUGGACAUCUCCGUCAAUCCCAAUUCCGACACCACUGUUGCACGAUAUCGAGAACUUAUCCCCGAAACCACUGACGAGGAUGAGGAGGAAGUCGAGUUGCAGCCCCUCGAAAGCGCGCUAAAAGUCGCUCUCAUCGACCACGCAAUCAUGAUCAAACGCUGCCUAGCAAUGUUCGCCAAACCCAACUCCAAACUCUAUUUCCCCCGCGAGAGCAAGGAUGCACUAGCACAAAGUAGAUCUCCCCCAUCUCUCUUACACUCUCUACACCCCAGUCUCCAAAUCAGAAUUCUAAAAUCUAACACAGAUUUCGAAUCCACGUUCGCCCCCGAGCUCUCGUCUUUCUCCUUCCCACAAACCCACCCACGCAAUUCCACGCCUACACCCUCGUGGGCGAUCUCAAGUCCAAAUCUAAGCGAUCAUCGCAGAGAGAGCAUGCGCUUGCUGCCACAUAGUGGCACAAAUGGAACGCUUGCUACGCAGGAUACCAGUAUCCUCGAUUCUCCUCAUCGGAAUCGUCGACUUAGCUUUCUGAAACGCGGAACGGACCAUCAGCUCCAGGAGUCGAUAGGCGGAUUGAGUUUGUCAAACGGGAAUGGAAAUUCAGCCAAACCGCCCUUGGUCCCCAACGGAAGGGACGAAGCGAAGGAGAACAAACGCUCCUCGUCUUUCUUUCAUAGUAACGGCGUGAAUGGUAUCAGCAGGGCAAAUACACAGCCUUCGCUAACGGACGACUCGGGAUGGGUCACGCAAUCUGAUUUCUCAAGUGCUGUGACCGGUGGCGGAAAUGGAGACGGGUUGCAAAGGAGCAACUCAACCUCGACUAAAGCUGAUACAGUGAGUCGAGUGGGGAGUGUGAGGAAGAGACUUAGCAUGUUGAAGCUGGGGAAGAAGAGUAGUAAGGUUAGCGUGAUGCCGAUUGGGAGUGUAACUGAAGAGGAUUGA
Venustampulla echinocandica is the source of this 6240-nucleotide messenger RNA. RefSeq lists its product as uncharacterized. Gene Ontology annotation, biological process: small GTPase-mediated signal transduction. The record is from RefSeq and is a predicted model, not a curated record. The transcript has a single exon. Gene Ontology annotation, cellular component: plasma membrane; cytoplasm. NCBI's taxonomy places the organism in Eukaryota, Fungi, Ascomycota, Leotiomycetes, Helotiales, Pleuroascaceae. Bases 1 to 6240 code for a protein of 2079 amino acids. Gene Ontology annotation, molecular function: guanyl-nucleotide exchange factor activity; small GTPase binding.